AUGUCUUCCAUCAGGCUUCCCAAUGAGAUCUUUUUCAUGAUCGUGCAGCAUCUACCAACGCAGCGAAGCAUCUUGGCGCUGAUGAGAACCGACCGCCGGAUGUAUCAUCUUCUUCGCGAGUAUCUUUAUGAUCGAACUACUGGCAACGAAAAGAACAAGGCACUCAACUGGGCCGCUAAGCGCGGCCUGGAAGACCUUGUACGGGCGAUGCUGCGGCGUGGAGGGGAUAUUCGGAUGGACAAGGACACGUUCUGGCAUACUAAGAAUUCGGAGCCGCGUCCUCGACGAUGGCUCUCUAUGGCAAUUUCCGAUGCGGCGGAGAAUGGACAUGCAAGCAUCGUGAGCCUGUUACUUGAGCGUCAACCCAGUGCGCUUAACAUGAGAUCAGGCUACGAUGACUGGCCGCUUCGAAAAGCAGCGGCCAGAGGUCACGCCGAGACUGUCAAGAUUCUACUGAACCAUUCAGCUAACAUUCCCCACGAUGAGAUCAAUGAUUCCGGAUUCGGGGCCCCCACCUCCUUCAACUUCAGCCCUGCUCUGAAUGAAGCCUUCCGCCAUGGACAGGAAGAAAUCGUGAAUGCCAUGCUGGCGGAUGGUCGGGUGAGCAUGGAUCGCGAGAGCUUGGCUGCGGCGGCGUGGGGUGGACAUGAAAGGCUGGUUGACUUGUGUCUGCGUGAAGCGCCUCCAUGGUCACCAGAAAGACAGUUCCUGUCACCGCUGGGGGCAGCCGCGCAACGAGGCAAUGCAGCUGCCUUCAAGAUGAUCCUGACGUCCAAUCGCGUCGAUCCAAACAUGAGGGACGACAGCCUACGAACCCCACUCUUUGUCGCGGCAGAGUUCGGACAGGAGGAGAUUGUGAAAAUUCUGAUCGAGACCGACGGCGUGCACCCCGACACCAAAAACAAAUACGGAGAGACUGCUCUCUCAAGUGCCGCCGCAAAUGGUAGCUUGGCAACGGUAGAAUGCCUCUUGGCAACCGGCGCAGUCGAUGUUGACAAUAAGGACCAUCGGGGUUCCACCCCUUUAUUUGCCGCAGCAUCCAUCGGGAAUGAGAAAAUUGCCAGGCGGUUGAUCGCCGCGGGCGCGAAUCCCGAACAUCGAAACUCCGACGGCCAAAGUCCUUUAUGGCAUGCUGCUGGUUUAGGAGCAGCCAAUGUGGUAAAAGUCUUGCUGGCGACCGGACGCGUGGACCCGGAUGCCAAAGACCGCUCUGGUAUGACCCCAUUGGCGCGUGCGGCACGGUCCGGGAGAUUCCUGGGGAAGCCCACCAAUUUUGUCUAUACCAAGGAAUAUGAGAAACAAGCGGAGAAGGUCAUCGUCCCUCUGCUGCAAGGGGCCGAGCCAAACGCGUCGAGUGCAAAUAAUCAGCCGCCUGCUGUAGGCAUCACACAAGAUCCUACCACCCGAGACGGAUUAUCGGUGAUGAAACAGCUGCUCUCCCUUCGGGAAGUGGACCCUGAUUCUCAAGACAAAUCUGGGCGCACUCCCUUAUCUCACGCGGUGCAAAUGCAUGAGGUGGAUGCUGUAAGGGUGUUGCUGGACACGAAACGAGUGGAUGUGAACUGUGCCGAUUCCGAUGGCUGGACCCCGCUGACCUGGAUUGAAAAGAAGGAGAAGAACCUUAACCGAGGGGAUUGGGAGGCAGCUUGUGGAUGGUGA
Messenger RNA from Penicillium canariense, 1659 nucleotides. RefSeq lists its product as uncharacterized. Gene Ontology annotation, molecular function: protein binding. The record is from RefSeq and is a predicted model, not a curated record. The transcript has a single exon. Bases 1 to 1659 code for a protein of 552 amino acids. Lineage: Eukaryota; Fungi; Ascomycota; Eurotiomycetes; Eurotiales; Aspergillaceae.